This is a messenger RNA of Capsicum annuum, 1323 nucleotides long. Its product is annotated as glycine-rich RNA-binding protein 2, mitochondrial-like. The record is from RefSeq and is a predicted model, not a curated record. NCBI's taxonomy places the organism in Eukaryota, Viridiplantae, Streptophyta, Magnoliopsida, Solanales, Solanaceae. Gene Ontology annotation, molecular function: RNA binding. The transcript has 5 exons. Bases 747 to 1190 code for a protein of 147 amino acids.
UUUUUUUAAAUAAUUUUUUUGAAAUGGGGUUAUGCUUGUUUGGUUAUGUUAUGGUUCUUUGCUUUAUUGCUUUGUUAUGAUUCUUGAUUUUUAGUUAAUUUAUGGAGUCUUGUUAAGUCUUUGGGGUUUCUUGUUUUUAUGUUUGGUUCAUAUUCUACAACUUUUACUCAUUGUUUUAUUGAUGUUUGGUAAAAAAAAAAAAAGAUCUUUUCGAGAUGGGUUAAUGCUUGUUGGGUUAUAUUAUGCUUUAUUGUUUUGUUACGGUUCUUGAUUUUUAGUUAAUGUAUGGAGCCUUGUUAAGUCUUUGGGGUCUCGUGUUUUUUUUUUAUGUUUGGUUCACAUGUAGAACUUUUACUCAUUGUUUUUUUUUUAUGUUUGGUAAAGAAAAUGAAUGCUUGUUUGGUUAUAUUAUGGCUAUUUGCUUUAUUGUUUUGUUGUGAUUAUUGAUUUUUAGUUAAUGUAUAGAGCCUUGUUAAGUUUUGGGUCUCUUGUUUUUAUGUUUGGUGGGAAAAAAAAAAAUCAUUCUUUAGAUUUUUUGAGAUGGGGAUAUGCUUAAUUGGUUGUAUUAUGGCUCACGGAGCCUUGUCACUAUGGUUUGAGAGCCUUGGAAUAACUGGUUAAAGCCAUGGAAAAGCUUCUGUGCUUUACUAUGUGUUUGUGUGAUAUCGUGUGCCUGAGCCGGGGGUCUUUCGGAAACAGCCUUUCUACUUCAUCAGAGGUAGAGAUACCUAAAGUUAUCAGCACAAAUGGCUUUCUACAACAAACUUGGUGGUCUUUUGAGGCAGAGCAUUUCAUCAAGUGGCAAUGCAUUGAAUGCAAAGUCAUCAGCACCUUCAAUUCUCAAUGCCAUCCGUUGCAUGUCGACAAAGCUUUUUGUUGGGGGUCUUUCAUAUGGAACUGAUGAUCAGUCUCUGAAGGAAGCCUUCACCAGCUUUGGCGAUGUCGUCGAUGCUAAGGUCAUCGUUGAUAGAGAUACUGGGAGAUCAAAGGGAUUCGGAUUCGUGAACUUCACAGAUGGUGAAUCUGCCAAAGAGGCUAUGUCAGCAAUGGAUGGACAUGAUCUUCAAGGUAGGAACAUCCGCGUCUCUCUUGCCCAAGAGCGAGCUCCACGCAGUGGUGGUGGUGGAUAUGGUGGUGGCGGAUAUGGCGGUGGCAGCUAUGGUGGAUCUAGAGAAAAUGAUGCAUACUAAGUUAACAUGUUAUGUUUGUUCAAUUAUCCAUACAGGCAUGGCAAAUUUAGUAGUAGGAUUUAAAAGUGAUUUUUUGUGUUGAAUGGAUUCUGGUUACCUUUUAAUUUAUGCUUCUAUAUUAAGGUUUUUAUCA